UUUCCUAUUACCAUAGGAACAAGAGUAAACACGGAAGUUAAUACAGUAGGCUAUGGAUGUUUUAAACUGGUGGAAAUAGCCAACACCUGACUGCAAACAGUUAAUUCUCCUGUAAGAAUCCCGCAACAAGAUGCCCAAGUUUGAGGAGCUGGAAGCACAUUCAUCCUGCCAUGUCCACUCCCCCUCCACUCCUGUAACUCCUGGCCCCAGUAACCUGAUUGCCAAAAGAUACAGCAUCCUACAGAGAUUGGGCAGAGGGAGUUUUGGCACUGUUUACCUCGUACAGGACACUAGAGCAAGGGAUGGGGAGAAACUUAAGGUGCUGAAGGAGAUCCCUCUGGGGGACCUGCAUCCUAACGAGACGGUCCAGGCAUCCCAGGAGGCUCAGCUCCUGUCCCAGCUCCACCACCCAGCCAUCAUCACUUUCUACAGCAGCUUUCUGCAUAGAGACUCCUUCUGCAUUAUCACUGAGUACUGUGAGGACAGGGACUUGGACUGUCAUCUGGAGGAAGUGAGAGAAGCAGGGCAGAGCUUGCCUGAGACCCAGGUCACUGAUUGGCUGAUCCAGCUGCUGCUUGGACUCCACUACAUCCAUAACAGGCGUAUCCUCCACAGAGAUCUGAAGGCCAAAAAUAUCUUCCUGAAAAGGAACAUAGUUAAAAUCGGUGAUUUCGGGGUGUCCUGUCUGCUGAUGGGGUCAUGUGACCUGGCCACCACCUUCACGGGCACGCCUUACUACAUGAGCCCUGAAGUCCUGAACCACCACGGUUACGACUCCAAGUCUGAUAUCUGGUAGGAAGGUGGAGCAGCACACUGAGGCUCAAAGACAGAAAGGUCAAAGUUAGGUUAAAGUUCAAAUGUAAAGAAAGGUAAGGUUAGAUAGGUUGAACGGUGAGUGGACAUGGACAUUUAUCUUGAUGCUGCACUGUUUGUUUAUGUGUGUAGUAACUUGCUUAACACUUGUAACGCUUGUUUUGUGUUGUGGCAGCCACCACAAGUUUUAUUAUGUGAAUGUUGUCAUGUUUAAAACUUUUAAUGAAACAAACACCUGUUUAGAGCUCGGCAUUUUGAAGAUGAGUUCUUUUUUGAUUCUCAUUCCCCUCCGAACCUCAAGAGAGUUGUUGACAUCCAGUUUCCUCCUCCGUCUCUCUGCUUCCUGCUAAGGCUACAGUGCUGAGCUCAGAAUGCUGUGUAAUGCUGUCACGUAUCAAGGCAGACUCUCAUUGUGAGAUUUGGCUGACAGUUCCUGAGAACUUGCUACUCACUUCAAAGCAGUCCAGAAGGAGCAUGGCUAAGAGGCACUUUGGAUAUGGACUGGAAUAUGUGAUGAGUAAUGAAGUGUAGAAGAGGGGUAGAAAUGGAUUCAUGUAUAAUGAUGAAUGGAGUCGAUACGGCCAUUGGUCUGAUCAGCAGGAGAGCAUAAAGAACACCUUUAAUACCAAGAGCGACUAUAGAUCCCUCAUUUCUCACUGCAGUCUGAAGUGCAAGCAUCUACUGAACUCAAAGUUCUUUGAAAAGAAUGCAACAGUGUACAUAGCUUCCUUCAGCACCAGUGGUAACUGUACAUGGCUUCCUUCAGCACCAGUGGUAACUGUACAUGGCUUCCUUCAGUACCAGGGGUAACUGUACAUGGCUUCCUUCAGCACCAGUGGUAACUGUACAUGGCUUCCUUCAG
Messenger RNA from Salvelinus fontinalis (brook trout), 1675 nucleotides. Its product is annotated as serine/threonine-protein kinase Nek11-like. Bases 131 to 796 code for a protein of 221 amino acids. Gene Ontology annotation, biological process: protein phosphorylation. The transcript is spliced from 6 exons. Gene Ontology annotation, molecular function: protein kinase activity; ATP binding. The record is from RefSeq and is a predicted model, not a curated record. NCBI's taxonomy places the organism in Eukaryota, Metazoa, Chordata, Actinopteri, Salmoniformes, Salmonidae.